Molecule: messenger RNA, 1572 nt
Organism: Prorocentrum cordatum
Lineage: Eukaryota; Dinophyceae; Prorocentrales; Prorocentraceae
Source: the annotation of a GenBank genome assembly
GAGGUGACCGUGCGGUACGACCUGGACCGCCUGAGCGAGCUGGGCACCCUUGGGCACGGCGCGUUCGGCUCCGUGCGGCUAGUGAGGGACGCCGCGACCGGCCAGGUCAUGGCGCUGAAGUCGGUAUCCAAGGGCAUGGUGGUGGAGGCGGGCCUCCAGGAGGCCGUCAGGGCCGAGAAGGAGGUCAUGCAGGCCACCGACAGCCCCUUCCUGGUGAAGCUGGCCGCGUGCUUCGACAGGGACCAGGAGUUGUUCUUCUUGCUGGAGCCGGCAACAGGCGGCGACCUCUACACGAUUUACCGCUGGAGAAACUUCUUCGGGUUCGAGGACCACGCCCGCUUCUACAUGGCCUGCAUGGCGUGUGCCUUUGCGCACCUGCACGGCCGCGGGAUCUUGUACCGCGACCUCAAGAUGGAGAACGUGGUGUUGGACUCCCGGGGCUACGCGAAGCUCUGCGACUUCGGGACCUCCACCUUUGCCGACCGGGCUUUCACCAUGUGCGGCACCCCAGAGUACAUGGCGCCAGAGGUCUUCUCCGGGAGCGGCCACGGGCCUGCGGCGGACUGGUGGACCCUCGGGGUGAUGUGCUUCGAGAUGAUGACGGCGCGAACCCCCUUCGUCGACGACGAGCCGAUACAUCCGGCGGAUCUUCCACAAGGCCAGGGAGGGCAUCGACAGCGUGGAGAUGCCGGAGAGCACCCCCUGGGCCUCGCUGGUCAGGGGCCUCUGCCAGCCAGACCCCUCCCGGAGGCUGCCGAUGCUCCCUGGCGGCCUGCGGCGGCUCCAGUCCCAGGAGUCGCUACUGCCACUUCAGCUACCACUGGCAGGCCGGGCGAGGACGGCAGGAUCAUCGACUACGCGCCGGUGGCCACCAACCUGGCCACCAAGGUCGGCGCGCCCGAGGUGGAUGGGGCUGCCCACGCUUCACCCCGCAGCCCAGUUGUGCACCCGUUACGCAUACGGCUCCCCUGGGGCGCUCCGACUGCCUGGGGGGGGGCACGGUUGUGCGAGACCAGAAGUUUUACCAAGGAGUGGUGGGCCGCGGCUGGCUUCGACUGGAGCUCCCUGGAGGCGCAGAAGAUGGCCCCGCCCCACGUGCCGACGCUCAGAGGCCCCGAUGACCUCCACAACUUCAACUGCGAGGGCCAGGAGCAGCCGUCGAGGCUGACCUUCCACGACCGCGGCGAGGGCUGGUUCGACGGCUUCGAAGACGCGGUCGGCCCGGUUCUGCGGCACGACUGCGACCAUGCCGCAGCGCCUCCAGAGCCGCACACCAUCGCGCUCGACGCGUGAUCAGCUGAGCGCGGGCGCCGCGCUGCUGUGUUCGCCGGGCGCCGGGCGCUGCCACGGGCGCGCCCGAGCGGGCGAGCCCCUCGGAGCGAGACUCGACGAACAGAGAACGGUUCUUGGUCCUCUAGAGAGAUGGGGAUGGCGAUGGCGAUAGGCCAGAGCCACGAUUUAUCAGGGCAGGGAAGGCGGUCAUGAAUAACUCCUGAUUUGGGACUCUCGCUUUCGCUCCUUAAUUGCCCCGGGUUAUUCACGACUCGAGUUCACCGCGAUCACAGUCUGCCC